GCAAUAAAUCUCUGUGCGAGUUUACGGACCAGACCCGGACCAUGAGAGGAGGGAUAUCGUUUUUCCUCUUUAGUGUAUGCAUAACGUUUCACUUAUGAUUUAGCUGAUUUUUAGCAUUAGCAUUCAUUUCAUUUUUAGAUACUGAAGUAUACUUUAGAUUAGGAAUAGUGUUAGGUGUCUGUCUGUCUCCUACUCUCCUUACUUGGAAAAUCGAUCUACUCGAUGUUGUACAUGCGUGACGCUCGAAUCAUGCCAUUUCUGUGCUGAUCGGCCCAUUUGCUCUAACAUCUAGCCCAGAUAACUCUUGUGGUACACAUCGACGCGACACUCUGACACGCUACGGCCUCUCGGCGGGGCCCGGCAACAGACCGGGCAGCAGCACGGCAGCCAUGGCGUCGAGUUCGACCCUGGAUUUGGCGAUGGGCCCCGGCGCCCUCCUCCCCCGCAGCGCGGUCCCGUACGCCUCCUUCGCUCCAGGAAGGGGAAGGAGCGCGAGCGGAACGAGGAGCAGGAAUCUGGCGCUCUCCGCUUCCUCCUCCAACGGUGCAGCAGUGCCAUCCCUGACAACAGAUUCGGAGAAGAAGGGCCCAGUGAUAAUGGAAAUUCCACUGGACCAAAUCCGGAGGCCACUGAUGCGAACGCGGGCCAAUGAUCCAGUCAAGGUGCAAGAACUCAUGGACAGUAUCCGUGUCAUCGGCCUCCAAGUACCUAUUGAUGUGUUGGAGGUCGAUGGGGUCUAUUAUGGCUUCUCUGGAUGCCACCGCUACGAGGCUCACCAGCGCCUUGGUCUCCCAACCAUCCGCUGCAAAGUUCGCCGUGGGACAAAGGAAACACUGAGGCGAGAGCACCUUCCUUCAGCUUGGAUUCCAUUUUUGAAUUACUUGAUGCACUGAACUUCAGUUUGCUCUUUCAGGCACCAUAUGCGAUGAGUUAUAUUUUAUUCAGUUACAAAGUGAUCUGUGUAUCUAGAGCUAAAACAGAAGCUUCCAUGGUCUUUUCGUCGUCUCGUCUGCAAUUCUCCAUACCUGUAAAUGUUGUCCAAACAGAGUGGUGAAUAGUACUUCUGUACCCAGCAGCAUCAGAAAAUGUUAAUUUUGCCUACAACACUCUUUUCGAUCAGUGGAUGGAUGAGUACCACCCGCUCAGUAGAUCAUUCCAUUUCUACGAGAUUUUUGUAAAAAAAGAAAAAUGCAGCAGCAGUCGGCACGCUGUGUCAUUUAGAUCAUCUAGAAAACCAGAAAAAACGAGUCAUGUAACUUGUUUGGCUCGUGCAAAAAAAUAUUCAAAACCAAGUUUGCUUAUACUGGAUGCUGAUGUGUCAUGCUAUGUUGGGGCACACUAAUGAAAGUUUGGAGAUUUAAUUUA
Molecule: messenger RNA, 1365 nt
Organism: Zea mays
Lineage: Eukaryota; Viridiplantae; Streptophyta; Magnoliopsida; Poales; Poaceae
Product: sulfiredoxin, chloroplastic/mitochondrial
Exons: 4
Coding region: 390-893 (167 amino acids)
Biological process (GO): cellular response to oxidative stress
Cellular component (GO): cytoplasm
Molecular function (GO): sulfiredoxin activity
Source: RefSeq, a predicted model, not a curated record